Messenger RNA from Symbiodinium natans, 777 nucleotides. The record is from the annotation of a GenBank genome assembly. NCBI's taxonomy places the organism in Eukaryota, Dinophyceae, Suessiales, Symbiodiniaceae.
AUGCGGGAGUGGCUGGCCAACCACUCGAUGAAACCCGACGCCGUGCUCUGCGACCAGACGGGCAGCGAGAUGGUCAUGGGCUGCGGGGACAUGUCCUGCCAGUCUUCGAAGGACUUCAUGGCUGCAAACCAUGAGAUGCACAUGGCCAUGAUGGUGGACAUCACCUGUGAGCACAGCGUCGACUUCAUGCGCGGCAUGAUUCCCCACCAUGCAGGAGCUAUUCUCAUGUGCCAGGUGUUGGCCAAUGCCACUGCUGGCGAUCCCGACCCGUUUCUGGAGGAGCUCUGCGCAAACAUCACCGCUGUUCAAUAUUCAGAGAUGGCCUGGAUGUCCGGGUGGCUGCGGUCGAACGGCAAGCCCGUGGUGGCCACCUGCCAAGACUGUGGAGCCAUGCAGCCCACCCAGCCGCCGCCACUCUGCGAAGAUACCCUGCCCACCAGCAGCUUCUGUCACACGCUGGGGGGCGACCUCAACUGCAAGUGUUCCACGGCCAUCGCGAGCCAUCCCUGUGGGGAGCUGGCCUCCAUCUCCGGGUUCGGGCUCUUCAACACGACCGCCGAGUGCAUGCGUACUUGCGGACACUGCCCCACUGAGCGCCCUCCCCUGUUCCACCACCCCUGUGGCGGUCACGACCACGGCGGCCACGACGGGCACGACGGCCACGACGGCCCCGACGACCACGAGGGUCACAGCCACGUUACCGUGGAUGCGGCCCACUGUGCGGAAGCUCGACUCGCUUUGGCAUUAGCUUCGAUGACUGCGGCUGCUCUCUCGUGA